Sclerotinia trifoliorum is the source of this 1897-nucleotide messenger RNA. Lineage: Eukaryota; Fungi; Ascomycota; Leotiomycetes; Helotiales; Sclerotiniaceae. The record is from the annotation of a GenBank genome assembly.
CUGAUGUACCCGUAGCUUACCGCAACUUUAAGUGAUUCUCCAUACUGCAAGUUCACUUCACUGCAUUGCACUACACUCACUCCACUGCACUGUUGUUCUCCCUCUCGAGUUGUCAAUAAAAUAUGCUAGUAUGUCAACAAUGUCACUCAUGUCUUGUCAAUACAUUUACACCUAACCACCUCGCAUUGUAUCUGUUUUUUUCUCCUUUUCAAAAAUCAAUUGAUGAGUCAACUCAAUCCAUACAUAACUUAUAAAUCAUGUCGACAAUACCAUCCAGGACGAGGUCAAUUCGUAAACCUUCAGAAAGAAUUACUAAUCUUAGUCGAUCCGAUAAGUCACCUGUGGCUGCAGCUCCCGAGGGUACAGCUUCACCGAGUCGUUUACCUACUAUCAAACCACGAAGAACAACCAUAUCAACCGCUUCGAGCACCUCAACCUCUACACGACCUUCCGCCACGAGCUCAAUUGGUACCGGCAGUGCUUCCAUACGAAGCCCAUCCACUCGGGCAAACAUAAGCAAGCUUCCCACGAAUGGACUUGCUCGAUCGACCUCAAUUCGAAAUACAUCCGCCGCGACGUCUGAACCCGUGAAGGAUCGUUCAAGGCCACCCAUAACUUCUUUAAAUCGUCACAUUUGUACCUCAUCGAGCACUUCUACCACUGCAAGACCAGGCCAUCUACGUAGAAAAUCCUCAUCGACCAUUCUAAACAACUCCUCCACUGUCCUCCGCCCACCUAGUCAAUCGUCACAAAGAUCGCGCCCGCCAAGUCAAUCAUCGCAGAGAGCACAACCACAAGAUGCUCCAGUGAGAACUCGUCCACAGUCCCUAUAUGCAGACACAUCAAUCCGCAAACCUGCAUUCUCUACUCUUCAACAACACUUUUCCCCGGCAAAGAAUAUUGGUUCUAAACCGCAUCCUGCCACAUUCCUCGCUGCUCCGACUCCCAGUAAAUUACCUUCCAACAUCGCAAUAACUGCAGAAGCCGCGAAGCUCCAAAAUGAACUAUUACAACUACACAUACUGCAUAGAGAUGCGGAACUAGUGAACAGACAGUGGAAAGCUAGCGCGAAGAAAAAGCUUGGGGCAAAGUUCCAAUCAGUGGUGAAGAGACAUGAUGAGUUGAUCCACCUGGAGGUGGAGGAAGCUGGAAAGGUCAAUGCUGCUGCUUUAAAAGAGUGGCAAGGCAUAGGAGCUCCGGGAUGGGGUCUAGAGGAGAGGAUUCAGUUGCUUGACGAAGUACUCAAUGAAGCUUGGAAUCUAGGGGAACCUGGAGGAAAAUAUGCCAGGUUAGUUAGAAAAUUCGAGAAGUGGGUUGUUAAAUGCGAGCAGAUAUUGAAGGAUAGGGAGCAUGACCAAAUGUUGGACGAGGAAGAGGAGGUUGUGUUUAUUGAGGAACUAGACAUGGCAUGGAAAGAUGAAUGUUUGGUUCUGAAGAGGAAACUCGAAGCAUGGCGAGAUGCUCUAGGAGAUCUCGGGAGGUUUGAACAAGAGUCCACAAUGGCGAAUGUGGUGGGUGGGAUUAGAGCCUUGGUAAGUGGCAUGCUUUUAGAGUUGGAGACCAUGGCGCAAAUCGAAUCAGAUGCCCUGGCAUUGGAACAGGAAUGCAUCAAGAGUGUGAAUGGUGGUUUAGAACAUGAUGAUGAUACCCCUGUUGCAGGCGCUGUAUGGAGGUUUAUGUGAGCUAUCAUGUGUCAAGGACCUUGUACUUUCGAGGCUUUAUGCGGGCUCAUUUAUAACUGGGUCAAGGAGGACUAGAUCGCUUUCGUGCCAUAUCCUCUUACUUCACAUGUCAUCAACGCCAAUAGUCUAAAUACACAAUCAACGGUCGCUGAUCCAUGAAACCUGAUACAAAUACUAUGAAACACAAGAGAUUGCAAGGAGACAAUAUUGCCAAU